UAUCUCACGCCAACACAGCAGACGGUGGGACCAUGAAGACUGUGGUGGCUCUGCUGCUGCUCUGUCUGUGUGAUCCUGGACACAGUGACUGCCAGGGAGACUGCCUGUCCUGCAGCAACAUCCUGCCCAAACAGCUCAGUUUCAACACCAUGGUGUGUCUCAUUGAGUGCGAAGGAAACAUCUCCCCGGCUUUCUCCUGGGACCUCUGUCGUAAAGCGUUGUCUUCACCUAUUUCCUCCCUCAGUGGUACUAUGCGGAAAAGAUCUCAGGAGGAGGUGGAGGCCCUGUUUCCUGAGGAGGGAGAGCAGAUGGAGGGAGGUCUGUUGCUGCCCAUUGCAUUGCAGAGGUUUGAUCAUGUGACCCGCGCACUUGGAGUGGACGAGAGGGAUCUGGGUGGCAAGGGCAACCACCUGAACACUGCCUACAAUUCCCAGAAUGCUUUGUCUCUUGAUGAUGAGUAUGAUGAAGAGGCAGGGCAGGAAGAAGGGGAUGCUGACAUGGCAGCCGGACAGGGUGAUGUAGGGCUGAGUGUCUCCAAGAGGUUUGGCGGUUUCGUCAAAGGGAGGCAUGGCUACAGGAAGCUGAUGUCUCCAGGAAGAUCGUACCAGAAGAGGUAUGGUGGCUUCAUUGGUAUUCGGAAGUCAGCCCGCAAGUGGAACAACCAAAAACGUUUUAGCGAGUUUCUGAAGCAGUAUCUGGGAAUGAGCACUCGGGCCACUGAGUUCAACAGCGUGUCGGAGGACCUCACCAAUCAGAAUGAAGUUUAG
Messenger RNA from Seriola dumerili (greater amberjack), 767 nucleotides. RefSeq names its product prepronociceptin-like (gene pnoca). The record is from RefSeq and is a predicted model, not a curated record. Gene Ontology annotation, molecular function: opioid receptor binding. The coding region runs from base 33 to 767 and encodes 244 amino acids. Gene Ontology annotation, cellular component: neuronal cell body; dendrite; axon terminus. NCBI's taxonomy places the organism in Eukaryota, Metazoa, Chordata, Actinopteri, Carangiformes, Carangidae. The transcript is spliced from 3 exons. Gene Ontology annotation, biological process: neuropeptide signaling pathway; chemical synaptic transmission; sensory perception.